UCAGGAUUUCAGGAUUUUUGAUCUGACUUGUCCCUGCCCUUCCACCACGCACGCAAACAUGGAUACUUUCUACGUCGACGAGGAUGUCGGUCGCGACGAUGACUCGGCCACUGGCUCUGAAGCCGCUCCCUACAAGACUCUUCUCUUCGCAAUCAUGCAGCACCCCAAAGCAACAUACAAAACUAGGAAAUCCGAAACCGCCCCGGUAGACGCCACUGCUGAUCCAGCCUCGCGGCUAGAAUGGAAGCCGGCGUCCAAAUCUGCGCUGAAGAAAGCCACUAACCUUUACGAACAGCACCAACGCAAACAGGCGAAGGCCGCUGACUUGGCUAUUCGGGAACAGCAAGAAGCAGACAGACGGAAGCAAGUGCUCGAGGAAGCCAAGAAAGUGGUCAUCAAAGAAGAUGAAAGCUUGCCGGCGCCUGUCAAGAUCAAGCUCAACACCGUUGAUCCUGCCAAAAUCAAGCUAGGCACAGCAGACUCCAAGGGCACGCGUGUCCGAGUAUUGGGUCGAGUUCACCACCUACGGUCUCAGAAGGACAUCAUCUUCGUCACGCUGAAAGACGGCAAAGGUCUGAUGCAGUGUCUUUUCUCGGGCGACUUAAUCAAGACCUAUGUGGCCAUGACUCUGACCCUCGAGACUUCGCUCGAAAUCCGGGGUGAACUCAAAUCUCUUCCCCCGGGCGCGCACGCCCCUCUCGACCGCGAACUCCAUGCCGACUAUUUCACCGUGAUCGGAGCGGCGGUUGGUGACAAGGAAGCCAUAACCAACAAAGUGCAAGAAGAUGGCGAUGCCCAGAAGCUGCUUGAUAACCGCCAUCUCACACUACGUGGAGACGUCUCGUCAAGCGUCAUGAAAGUUCGAGCAGCCGUCGAGAAGUCCUUUAUCAAGACUUACGAGGAAGUGCAAUUUACCAAGGUGUCCCCCCCGGCAAUGGUCCAGACACAAGUCGAGGGCGGUGCAACUCUCUUCGAGUUCAACUACUACGGUGAAAAGGCUUACCUCACCCAGUCCUCCCAACUGUACCUGGAGACCUGUCUCCCUGGACUCGGCGACGUAUACUGCAUUGAAAAGUCCUUCCGGGCCGAGAAAUCCCUUACUCGCCGCCAUCUGAGUGAGUACACACACGUGGAGGCUGAACUCGACUUCAUCACCUUUGACGACCUGCUCAACCACAUUGAGCAGGUGGUGUGUAGGGUCAUUGAAGUCACCCUCGCGGACCCCGUCAUUGCCAAGUACAUCUACGAGCUCAACCCGGACUUCAAGGCCCCAUCCCGCCCCUUUAAGCGCAUGAAGUACUCCGAAGCCAUUGCCUGGUUGGUGGAAAACGAGAUACCCAACGAAGAAGGCAAACCGCACGAUUUCGGGGACGACAUCGCCGAGGCCGCCGAACGCAGAAUGACCGACAUCCUCAACGUGCCCAUCUUCCUCACCCACUUCCCCACCGAGAUCAAGCCCUUUUACAUGCAAAAGGACCCCUCGGACCCUCGGGUGACCGAGAGUGUGGACGUCCUCAUGCCCGGCGUCGGCGAAAUCGUGGGCGGCGGCAUGAGGAUCUGGGACUACGAGGAGCUGCUCGCCGGCUACAAGCGCGAGGGAAUCAACCCCGAGCCCUACUACUGGUACACGGACCAGAGACGCUACGGCACCAGCCCCCACGGCGGGUACGGUUUGGGCCUCGAGCGAUUUUUGGCCUGGAUGUGCGGCCGCUGGACCGUCAGGGAGUGUUGUCUCUACCCGCGGUUUGCCUAUCGUUGCAAGCCAUAGUCGGUUCAACGGCGCAUGGAAGCAUGGAAGGGGCUAAAAUGGGUUCCCAGGAUGUUCACGAGGUAUGAUUCAGAAGGUCCGACGUGGUGUGGAAGAUGUUGGUCGCGGCGGGUCCGGAAUAUGUAGCUACGACGGGAUGAUAGACCAACUGCCCUCAGGACAGGUCGCAAGAGAUAGAUAGACCAAAGCGCAGGAGCAUUUUUCUUGCUUUGCAUUCGUUCAACCAUUUUCCCAACUCCA
This is a messenger RNA of Cladophialophora immunda, 2008 nucleotides long. RefSeq names its product asparagine-tRNA ligase. The transcript has a single exon. NCBI's taxonomy places the organism in Eukaryota, Fungi, Ascomycota, Eurotiomycetes, Chaetothyriales, Herpotrichiellaceae. The record is from RefSeq and is a predicted model, not a curated record. Gene Ontology annotation, biological process: asparaginyl-tRNA aminoacylation. Gene Ontology annotation, cellular component: cytoplasm. Bases 59 to 1768 code for a protein of 569 amino acids. Gene Ontology annotation, molecular function: nucleic acid binding; asparagine-tRNA ligase activity; ATP binding.